AUGACCCAAUUAGCAAAAGCUAUUGAAGAAGGAGAAGGAGCAGAAAAAUCCCUCAUCAAGAUUAAACCAUUUAGAGGAGAUGGAGACUGGUUAAAAGAAACAGAAAAAAAAAUUCAGCAAUAUGAUACUGGUGAUGAUGAUAAUCAAUUUAAA
Racocetra persica is the source of this 153-nucleotide messenger RNA. NCBI's taxonomy places the organism in Eukaryota, Fungi, Glomeromycota, Glomeromycetes, Diversisporales, Gigasporaceae. The record is from the annotation of a GenBank genome assembly.